Messenger RNA from Leptopilina boulardi, 3049 nucleotides. Its product is annotated as putative sodium-dependent multivitamin transporter. The transcript is spliced from 8 exons. Gene Ontology annotation, biological process: transmembrane transport; sodium ion transport. Gene Ontology annotation, molecular function: symporter activity. Gene Ontology annotation, cellular component: membrane. The record is from RefSeq and is a predicted model, not a curated record. Bases 141 to 1871 code for a protein of 576 amino acids. Lineage: Eukaryota; Metazoa; Arthropoda; Insecta; Hymenoptera; Figitidae.
UCCGCAAAAUAUGAAGCAUCCUUGAAAUUGACAAUAGUAGCUGGAAAGCUUCAGUUAUUUUCAACUAACUCUCCUACUAUGUGCUACUGAGCGAAAAAAUUUUUAUCAAGUAUCAAAAAGUUUAAAUUUUUUUAAAAAUUAUGUCAUUUACCUUAUCAUGGCCGGAUUAUAUCGUCAUGGGAAUAGUUUUGGUUAUUUCAAGUGGCAUUGGAAUAUAUUAUCGGUUUACUGGAGGUCGACAAAAGACUGCAGAGGAAUAUUAUUCCGCUAACCGAUCGAUGAGCGUUGGGCCUCUUGCCAUUGCGUUGACAGUUUCAUUUAUGUCAGCAAUUUCUUUUCUUGGAGUUAGUGCUGAAAUUUAUACACGAGGAACACAAUUCACGAUGUGGUAUGCAGGAUUUGCUUUUGGAACUCCAAUUGUAGCAUAUUUUUAUCUUCCAGUUUUUUGGGAACUUCAAACCAAAAGCGUCACUGAGUAUCUGGAAAAACGUUUCGGUCCUACAUGCAGAAGAAUGGCAAGUGUUGCCAAUGCAUUACAACUAAUUUUAUACACUGGAGUAGUUCUAUAUGCACCAUCAUUAGCAUUAGAAGCAACUACAGGUCUUUCGAGAACUUUGAGCAUUCUUUUGAUUGGAAUUAUUUGCACGUUCUAUUCAACAAUUGGCGGUAUUAAAGCUGUCCUAAUUACAGAUGUUUUUCAAGGAAUUCUGAUGUUCGCUGCACUUAUUGGUAUCAUUGGAGUUGCAGUCUAUGAAGUGGAUGGGGGAUUUUUCAAUGUGUGGACAAUUUCAGAUAAAGGUCAAAGAAUUGAAUUUUUUGAUUUUCGGAUUGAUCCUACAAUUCGUCAUAAUUUUUGGGGAUUAACAUUUGGAGGGGCAAUUGUAUGCAUCAGCUUUUAUGGAACAAGUCAAAUUCAAGUACAGCGUUUUUUAACUGUAAAAAGUCUUAAAGAAGCUCGUUUAGCUUUAUUUUUGAAUUGGCCUCUUCUUAUGGGAUUGGGUUUUCUCAUCUCUUUCACAGGCCUAGCCCUUUAUGCUGUUUACAGCAAAUGUGAUCCUGUCUCGUCUGGAGAGAUAGAUUCUUAUGAUAAAAUAAUGCCAUAUUUUGCGGUCGAUAAAAUGUCCAAGUUUCCAGGAUUGAUGGGCCUUUUUAUAGCAGGUAUUUUCAGUGCGAGCUUGAGUACAAUUUCAGCGGUACUAAAUUCAUUGUCUGCUGUGAUUCUUGAGGAUUAUAUAAAACCCUUUUAUAAGAAAAAAGACAAAACAUUAUCAGACGCAAAAGUAACUCUUUUAGGAAAAUUUUUUGCAAUUACGAGUGGCAUGAUUUGCUUGGGAGUGUCUUUUAUAGUGGGAAAUUUUGGAAGUUUAAUUGAAGCAGCAAUUGCUUUCUCAGCCGUAUUUACUGGACCUCUGUUAGGAACAUUCACAUUGGGAAUGUUUACUGAGACAGCAAAUGAAAUUGGCACAUUGAUCGGAUUCCUGUCGUCAAUUUUGUUUAUGUUCUGGAUUAUUUUUGGUGGGCCUGGCUUUCCCUUACCACAGCUUCCAUUUAACAACGAGGAUUGCAAUAUCACGCUAACAAAUAACAGUACUAUUUUAGAUCUAAAACUUGAGAACUCUUCAACAUUUUUCCUAUAUCGCAUCUCGUACAUGUGGUAUGCUCCUCUCGGUACUACGUUGACACUAAUUAUAGGAUGGGUUUUCAGCUUAAUAAUUUAUAAAAUUUCUGCCACUCAAAACAGCUCUACGAAAAUUGAUCCAAAACUGUUCACGCCAUUCGUUGCAAACAGAAUUAGAAAAAGACUAAAUAAAAACAACAAAACAAGUCAAGUGUUUGUAUUAGAAUCAAAUAAUUCUUUACAAAUGACGUAAAAGUAUAAGCGAGUACGAGUAUUAUGUAAAGAAAAUCUUGAGGACAUGCAAAAGUAGUAUUUUCGGAGAUUACCCAUUGUGUAUUUUAAAAAUUGCACAAACCAGAUGAGUUUAAAUUCUAAACAAAAAAGGUUCUAUAUUUAAUAUAUAGCUCAACACUUUUUAAAGAAGUUCCUAACAAGUAUGAAGUUUAAAGUACAUAUGUAUAUAUUUAAGCUGCAUAAGAUAUUCAUAAGCGAUGAAAAUUACGAAAACUUAUAGCUAUUUCUGAAAUUUUCUUCCAUAUUAUUAUUCAAUAAAAUCGUUUCCUAUAAAAGCAAAUUUUCCAGAUAAAUUUACAACAAACUUGAAUUACAGACUUGUUUUUAGUCUUGCAAAAUGUGCUAUCUGGGAAUUAAUGAAGAACUUUUAUAGUUGAGUGUGUGUAUGUGUAUGUUAUUAAUGAUGACGAGGAGGCAGCGAUAUGUUUUUUUGUUAGUAUUAUAUAUUAUAUCAUUACUAUUAAUAAAAGCUUCCACUGCUGUGCGCUAUUUGAAUACACAUUUUAUGUAUGCGUAUAAUACUUUCGCGCUUUAAAAAUUAAAGACAUGUUAAAUGAUUCAGGAAUCAUUUAAUAAUGUCAUUAAUUUCUUUUCAUUAUGAAAUUUUUCUAUAAGUGGAUGAUUGUAUCAAGGUUAAAUUCGUUGAGAGAAUUCCAGAAUAAAAUACAUUAUUUACAAUGCCGGUUUUGAGGAAGGCGGAGGAUAUAAUAUAUUAGUAUUGAUUGCUUGGGAUAGAUAUAUUUGACUGCAAAAUAUUAUAAAAAUGUGGAAUCAUAAUAAAAUACAAUUUUAUUGUAAAUAAUAAAAUUAUUUAUUUAUAAUUGGAUGAAAUCAGCGAAUUGUUUUUCUAACCAGUAUCCAAAAGUUUCAGUAUUACAAUACAUAAUGCGAAAUGAAUCAUCAUUUAUAAUUCGCUGAAUGAAUUUUAGAAUCGCAUAAAUCUUUCAGUCUUUUGACUGGCCGGCUUAAACACACCCUAUACUGCUGGGAUGGGGUCAGUCAAAGGUAAUUAUUUUAAGUCGAAUUUUAGGAAUCACCCGCUGGAAUAAAGCAUGCCAUAUGUUUCUGAAACGAAUAAUUUUGUUGAUUCAUCAUGAAAUGUGUCUGUUUUCAAUUUACUUAAAUUUGUUUUUAAUC